CCACCCCAUCGCAGCAGCAUGUCGACGCUCACCAGCUCCGACAUGGGCGAGCUCAAGCGCCCGACCACGCGCGUGCACGCGCCUCCUGGCGGCGGCUCCAGCUGGAGCUUCGGCGACGACCCGGCGCCCGCUCCCACGGGCCGCAAGCGCUUCAACCAGCCGCAGCAGCAGGACACCAAGAUGGAGUCGCCGCGCGCAGCUCCCGCAGCUGCUCCCGAGGCCGCCCAAGCGCCCGCUCAACCCGCCGCCAAGGCCCUGGAGGGCGCCGUGCGUGUGGCGCUGCUCAAGACCAGCAGCGACGCGGAGCUGGUGGACCGCGUGGUGCAGAACUGCUUCGAGAAGCUCGAGGGCCAAGCCGUGAGCUCCGAGACGUUCACGGUCGCGUCGCUGGAGCAGCUGCCGUACGCGGCCAACAAGCUCACGGAGUUCGGGGGCUUCGACGGCGUCAUCUGCUUCGGCUUCCUCAACACGCAGGACCCGCAGUUCCCGGUCCUGAGCGCCGCGUUGACGCAGAGCUUCAUCGACAUCAGCGUCAAGAACGUGCGCCCCGUGGUGCGUGCGGUUUUUGUGGGGGAGCCUCGUGUGGCGUCGGUCAAGAUUAAGGGAGGCUGGGGCGCCGAGUUCGCAGAGGGAGUCGUGUCCCUGGUGCAGCUCGGCGGAUUCAAGGGAUCCAAGUAA
Molecule: messenger RNA, 678 nt
Organism: Phytophthora sojae
Lineage: Eukaryota; Oomycota; Peronosporomycetes; Peronosporales; Peronosporaceae
Exons: 1
Coding region: 19-678 (219 amino acids)
Biological process (GO): riboflavin biosynthetic process
Cellular component (GO): riboflavin synthase complex
Source: RefSeq, a predicted model, not a curated record